Parus major (Great Tit) is the source of this 4039-nucleotide messenger RNA. It is a transcript of the gene HEBP2, whose product is annotated as heme binding protein 2. Bases 236 to 787 code for a protein of 183 amino acids. The transcript is spliced from 5 exons. Gene Ontology annotation, cellular component: cytoplasm. The record is from RefSeq and is a predicted model, not a curated record. Lineage: Eukaryota; Metazoa; Chordata; Aves; Passeriformes; Paridae.
GUGGGGCUUUUGGCAUUUGUGUGAGGGCUCUCCAAUGAGACUCACAGCAGGACAAGGCUCCAGCCUUCUGUUUUUUUUUAACAGCAGCCCCCUCCAGUAGGGUUGGGGCAUGGGAGGAACCUGCCCAAACUCAAAAAAUACUGAUAUGCAGCACCUUAUGAGGAUGUGCAGCCUAGACAGGACACACUGCAACAUCUAGAAGGACAAGGACAGCUGAAACUGUAACUCUGGUAAGAUGAUAAAGUCCUUCAAGCAAACAUUUCUGUCCCUGGACCUGACGUCCCCUCGCUGGAGCUCAGCAGAGGCAGUGGCAAAGGACUAUGAACUGCGUCAGUAUGAGACAGCAAAGUGGGUCAGCACAGUCAUUAGGGGAGAAACCCAGAAGGAAGCAAUGCGCCAGGGCUUCUGGAAACUCUUCCACUACAUCCAAGGAAAGAACGAAAAAGAAAUGAAGAUUGAUAUGACUGUGCCAGUGACCUGCCUGGUAAAAUCAGGCUGCACAGACUUCAAGAUCUCUUUCUUUGUGCCAUUUGAACACCAGGACUGCCCCCCACAGCCCACUGACUCCAAUGUGUUCAUUGAGGAAAGGAAGGCAGCACCUGUCUUUGUCCGGUCCUUCGGUGGAUUUGCCACCCCAGAGAAAUAUGCUGAGGAAGCUGACAUCUUGGCCAGAACCUUAAGAAACAGAGGCCAACCAUUCCACGAAGACUUCUUUUACACUGCAGGCUAUGACAGUCCCUUCAAGCUCUUUAACAGGCAUAAUGAAGUGUGGUAUUUUAAAAAGUAACAUGAUGGGAGAAUAUUAAGAGGCUACUAAUCAGCUCUGGAUGAAAACAGACCUUAGUAUUGGCUUUUUGCUCUAGUGCAGAAGGGCAUUAAUUUGAAUAGACACAAUGUCUUUACUUUCUCUAGGAUGAAGCACUCUUCUGGCUAAAACCAGUUCAAAAUGCAAUUCAAGACACCAGGUGGACAGAGCAGGAAACAAACUUACUCCUCUUAUUGAAAGGUUCUAAGCAACAAUAUCUGAAAAUAAUCUUGUUGAAGUUUAGCUACAUAGCUUUACUUCCUAUUAGACAUGCUACAGCACUAGUUGAAGUGUUAUGGAAAGGGAGUUCUUCCUAACUGACUUUCAUAAAUUGACUUUCCUCAUAUUGACAUCACCCUUGACACCAGGGAUAUAUUUAAAUGAACUUUUAAGAGAAGCAAGUUUCCAUUAAUGAGCAUUAGAAAGCAAAAACAUCUUAGCAGAUGUUUUUUAGUGACUCAUAAACAGUAACUGUUAUUAAUCAGUAUUAUCAAAAUCUCACACCUCUCCAACUGAACUUUUUUUCCUCCUGAAGACCAAAUGUGUUGUUUAAAUUCAGAACCCUUGGAAAAGGGUUACCAAGUCCAAGCUGUACACUUGUUCUGAGAUCUGCACCUGAACAUGUAAUACCAGGAUUACUAGUAGACUAUUAUUUUAGUAGCAAAUAAACAAGUUUAGCUCUUACCUUAAACACUUGAAAUACUCCUUAAGUUAUUUAGCUUUGUCUAAAUAUGGUCACCUGCAGCCUGCACACCAGCAGUACUUGACACCUCAGAUAAGACUAGGUGUCUAAUAUAGUUUAGUCCCUGCACUAAAUUAAACAUUUUCAAUCUUAAUAUAGCAGACUGAAGGUGUUUUACAUCAAGUUGUUCCAGCCAGAAAGGAUCUCACAACGCCAGGUAGGGUUUGCAGAUUUUUAUUGGCUCCAAUCAGCAUCAGGCAAACAUUACCAGUGAGGUAAGAACAUACUGGCUUUUUUAGUGCUGUUCAUGCAAGUGUAACCCAUUUAUGAGCAAUCUUCCACCUAUUAAGACAGACGUAAGAAUCAUUAUAAGGUACCAAACCAGCCCAACACACUGGAUGGGAACAUCUCAGACCAUAGAUUUUCAUCUCUGUUCAGUGAGAGAGUUCAAGCUAAGGUUGUCAUCACUUGUUCCAACAAAUAACAUAAUUACAACAGUUACACUCACCUUCUCAAAUCUUCAUUUGCCAGCUUCAGAGUUGCCGCUUUACCUAAAUUAGAAAAAAACCAGUUUGCAUACAUAGCAGCACAACUGCUAAAAGCUCCACAACAGCUUUGUAACCUCAGAUGGAAAAGGAACGGAAAGGGUAAUAUCACAGUAACUCAUUUGGCAGAAUCAAUUUCAUCAGUGGCUACAAAUAUUUCCAGAAGUUUUUAAUUCAAUUAGUUUGCUGUGUGUACUUACCCACAGUGAGGCUGCAGACAGAAGUCCCUUCCUAACAAAGAAAAGUACUUUCAGAAUAAGAGCAGCAUUAUAUAUGCAAAGUUUACUUAUCCAUUAAUUUCUAUUCAUCAAACUAUUUUACAUAAAAGGAAACUGACUUUUAGCUGGCCUCUUAUGAGUUCAACUUGCAACACCCAAAUAGGAUACACAAAGCUUACAACUGCUAACUUAAUUGGAAAUACAAAACUGCUAACAUUGGAAGAAUCAUUUUAUUUUAAUUCCAGAGUGCCAUGUUACAGUAGUGCCCACAGAACAGGCACAUACAAUAAAGGGAAGACAAAGCAGGUAUCUUAUAGGACUAAUUCUAUGCACCACUAUUAAAGCAUUCAGCGCAAUGACACUAUUCCAGAAAUUAUUAAACCCCAUGUAUUCUACACUUACCUCAGACACAUCUAUCUUGUUUCGUAAAUUCCAUGCAAGCUUCACCCUGUGAAGAUGUGAAAUUGUACUAGCAUAUUUUUGGCAGUGGUUUUAGAGUGUGAUUGUGGGUACUGUUUCAGCACAAGAGUUCUCCUCAGCCUCUUUCAGAGAGAUUCCCAUUGCUUAGAAUUCAUCACAAACAGUACAUGCCAAGACCAGGUUAAUGUUAAAUCUCUGGUUUGUCCUUUAAAGGGGAUCUGACCUUGAAAUUUGGGACCUUACUCCCAACCGUAUCUUCAUUCACUUCACCAUAAGAGCUCUGAUCUAGCCAUUGAGAUAAACCGUUUACCACAUAAGCAUUCAAGAUCAGUGCUACUCCAUGAUAGAGUCCACUAAAUUUAAACAGCAAGAAGUUUAAUAGCAAGUAAUUGUAUUGCAUUUGUUCAGCCCAGAAUGUGUGGCAACAUGGUAGCAUAGAGCUUUUUUUAACAAACAGGAAUUUAAAUAGUCCACAGCAGUUACACAUUUUAAAUGGUCACCACUAUUUGUUUUUAGUCACAGAAAGCAGAUAAUUUUAAGUUUGAGAUAUGCAGCACCUUGGGUGAAUGAAUCCUACAGGCUGCUGGCAAAUCUGUGAGCUUUUUACCUGGAAAGUAUAAUUAAAUCAUCAAGAACCCUGCUUAAUGCUGCAGCUGCACUGUAAAGGUAAGAAUCCAGUAACUUUCUCAUUCCCUGUAUCACACAGUUCUAACCAGUCACUCAUGUGUUAGCAACUUACUUUUGCUGGGAGCACUACCAGGUCCAUCACUUCCCAGUUCCAUCACACCUGGAUCAAAGCAAAUCAUUAGGACAGUACAGAAACAAGCACAGAAGGAAGACAUUCAAGUCAGGUGCCUGCAGUCAGAUAGAGCUAAUUAAAGACCUCCAUGAUUGAAGUCAAGGCAGUCAUAUCUCAUCACACAGGCAGCUCACACUGUCAGCCGCUGUGCAGCCUUGCUAAAGGACUAGGCUGCUAUGGGGAAGAGGGCAAAUACUUUAAAUAGUGCUAGCAGAGCAAAUUCAAGAGCUCACAAUGAUAAGUUUAGCACACACCAGCCUGUAAAGACUGGGCACCAGUGAGCUGUCCCCCUUUAAAACACCCUCCUGUUUUGGCCAAGAUGCAAGCCACUACCAACCUUGCCCCUUUUCCCCUAGCUGAUAAGCUGUUAAAAACUUACAAGCCUAUGAUGAAGUCCUAAUUCUUAGAAGUUAAAACAAGUACUUACUUCACAGUGAGAAACAUUAGGAAGUCUGCGAAGAAGAAUUUGCUAUUAGGCAGGGUCCAGCAGAAGUUAUAGCAGUAAGAACAGUUAAAGUAAAAUACUGUAUCAGGGUUUGGUCAAGUUUUAUCCUCAUGGGGAUCAGAGAC